GGUGUGAAUGACAGAGGUGGUGCCUUCGAGCGCCCUCAGCGAGGUCAGCCUACGCCUCCUCUGUCACGAUGACAUAGACACUGUGAAGCACCUGUGCAGUGACCGGUUCCCCAGUGAGUACCCAGACUCAUGGUAUCGUGAUAUUACGUCCAACAAGAAGUUCUUCUCCCUUGCUGCAACCUACAGAGGUGCCAUUGUGGGAAUGAUAGUAGCUGAAAUUAAGAGCAGGACCAAAAUACAUAAGGAGGAUGGAGAUAUCCUGGUCAGCUUCUCUGUUGACGAACAAGUUGCGUACAUUCUAAGUUUGGGAGUAGUGAAAGAAUUCCGAAAGCACGGCAUAGGUUCUCUUUUACUUGACAGUUUAAAGGAUCACAUGUCAACCACCGCUCAGGACCACUGUAAAGCCAUCUACCUGCAUGUCUUCACCACCAACAACACAGCGAUAAACUUCUAUGAAAACAGAGACUUUAGGCAGCAUCAUUAUCUGCCUUAUUACUACUCCAUCUGAGGGGUCCUUAAAGAUGGCUUCAUCUAUGUCCUCUACAUCAGUGGCGGUCACACUCCCUGGACCAUCUUGGACUACAUCCAACACCUGGGCUCAGCACUAGCCAACAUGAGCCCCUGCUCCAUCCCGCACAGGAUCUACCGCCAGGCCCACAGCCUGCUCUGCAGUUUCCUGCAGUGGUCCAGUAUCUCCUCCAAGGGUGGCAUCGAGUACAGCCGCACCAUGUGA
Messenger RNA from Castor canadensis (American beaver), 733 nucleotides. The record is from RefSeq and is a predicted model, not a curated record. Lineage: Eukaryota; Metazoa; Chordata; Mammalia; Rodentia; Castoridae.